AGCAGAUCUCCCGAAUGAUGUAGUUACAGUUUACCGUGACAAUACCGUGCAAUAAUGUCUCGUUCGAUCGCUGCCGUCUUCAUCUUCGUGGCCCUAGCAGUGCAGGCCACUUUUGCACUUAUUGAUUAUUCUCGUGAAACCGUUACCUUGGAACUCACCGACGAAGAUCUCGUACAAGCAAGACCGGGUACUUAUAUCGAGCCAUACGCUGCCGUGCAUCUCGGAAACCUCGACGUUGGCAAACACGUCGAGGGUGAAGAAACUUACAACAGAGUGAUUACGAAAGAAAACACCCACGACAUAAUUCUGCUGUAUACUCUGAACUUGAAGAUGAAUGGAGUCAUCAACUUCGUAACCGUCCACAAUGUAGAAGACAGCCAAGCAGUAGUUUGCAUCAAUGAAAACGUCUUGGGAAGAAGUAAAGGCAGCAUCGUCGUUCGAAUCGCGCCGCACUCCGUGGCCAAAUUGAACAUACUCGUCGGCAUGCACCAACAAUAAGCGAAAAUAAUUAUUUUUCUUUCGUAUAAUAUAAUCUUGCACCUUCGUUUCGUAC
This is a messenger RNA of Frieseomelitta varia, 553 nucleotides long. RefSeq lists its product as uncharacterized. The coding region runs from base 55 to 498 and encodes 147 amino acids. NCBI's taxonomy places the organism in Eukaryota, Metazoa, Arthropoda, Insecta, Hymenoptera, Apidae. The record is from RefSeq and is a predicted model, not a curated record. The transcript has 3 exons.